Sodiomyces alkalinus F11 is the source of this 906-nucleotide messenger RNA. RefSeq lists its product as hypothetical. The coding region runs from base 1 to 906 and encodes 301 amino acids. The transcript is spliced from 2 exons. Lineage: Eukaryota; Fungi; Ascomycota; Sordariomycetes; Glomerellales; Plectosphaerellaceae. The record is from RefSeq and is a predicted model, not a curated record.
AUGCAGAUUUGGGCAGGACUCCUCGCUAACGCUGCCCCUUUCUUCCCCUCCACAGCCGGUGGACAGUACAUGGAUGAGCAACAUCACCACCAUCAAGCCCCUACCCAAGGUCCCAACAUCGACGCCGACGACACGCGGCAGGCUCAGGUAUUCAACAACAGUGGCUACGGCGGGCACUCCGCUUACCCAGCGCCCAACUCGGCGUCCAUGUCACACAUGGGCGGCGGUUCUCACGGGGGUCCCAUCACCGCCACCAGACAUCACAGCCGUGACAAGGGACAUUCGAACGGCCCCGACGACCUGUUUCCGAACCUACCGGAGGCGAAGAAGCGCAAAUUCAUCCUCGUCGAUGACCAUUCGCGCAACUCCCGACUGCGUGUGCGAGUCACCCUCGAGGGGGUUGAUACGCAGGAGAUUCCCGAUUCCUUCCGCAAGAGCGCCGCGGUCUACCCGGACUCGUUCUUCCCCCGCGAGAUGCAAAGCCCGCCUCCUUCGCCUACCGGUUCGAGGUUCUUCAUGGACGACCUAAACGAUGGAGACGACGGCAUCGAGGACACGAACGGCCGUGAGAUGACGAGGAACCGGGGCCGGUCGUCCCAAAUGGCGAAAGUGCCCAUCGGGGAGAACACCGAGGCCGAGGUCCCGAUCCCGCGUCUGAGGAAGGGGAUGCGCGGCAGGGAAGUCCGGUUGAAUGAUCUGGGGUAUCGCAUGGCCUGGCUCCAGAGUCGUGUCUUUGCGCAGCGGAACAUCUUUCUCCAGCGAGCCCUGGACUGCUAUCGGAAUAAAACCCGAUCGGCCAUUGAUUCGGUCAUGCAGGAUAUCAAGGUCGUUGCGCCUCACUAUGAGACUCGCGUCGGCAAGCGGAAGUGGAAUGACCGAAGGCGGAGAUCCGAGUCCGACGACUAG